This is a messenger RNA of Frankliniella occidentalis (western flower thrips), 2639 nucleotides long. RefSeq names its product ATP-dependent RNA helicase Ddx1 (gene Ddx1). The record is from RefSeq and is a predicted model, not a curated record. Lineage: Eukaryota; Metazoa; Arthropoda; Insecta; Thysanoptera; Thripidae. The transcript has 14 exons. The coding region runs from base 152 to 2350 and encodes 732 amino acids. Gene Ontology annotation, molecular function: nucleic acid binding; ATP binding; RNA helicase activity.
CUUAGAGCAGCUCUGGGCCGUUCCUCGCCGCGCCGUCCCGUGCCGAUGCCGAUGCAGUGGAUGCAGUUGCAACCAAGACUGUGUCCCGGCGUAUUAGACUUAUUUUUUCUUAUCUGUUGCGCAAAGAUUUUUAGAAUUAGAAUCGGACGACAUGACAGCUUUCGAGGAAAUGGGCGUUUUGCCUGAAAUUGGCAAAGCUGUAGAGGAGAUGGAUUGGAUGUUGCCAACUGAUGUUCAAUCAGAAGCCAUACCAUUAAUUCUUGGUGGUGGUGAUGUUCUAAUGGCUGCAGAAACUGGUAGUGGAAAGACAGGUGCUUUUUGCCUGCCCAUCAUCCAAAUUACUUGGGAAGCUCUUAAAGAUAUAGAAAGUGGUAAAUGCGGAAAAGGUGGUGGGGGUGCUGCAGCUUCUGCCUUGUCUACCCCCUGGACUUUGAGUUUUUGGGACCGUGAUUCAUCAAUGGCAGUUACACCUGAUGGACUUCGCUGUCAAUCUCGCGCUCCCAACUGGCAGGGCUGUAGGGCCAUCAAAGCUGUUCAGGGCUCUGGAAAAUACUAUUUCGAGUCAACUGUAACUGAUGAAGGAUUGUGUAGAGUUGGCUGGAGCACUGGACAGGCUGUACUUGAUCUUGGAACAGACUCAUGGGGCUAUGGGUUUGGUGGAACAGGCAAAAAAUCCAACAGCAAAAAUUUUGACUCAUAUGGAGAAUCUUUUGGAAUCAAUGAUACGAUUGGUUGUUAUUUAGAUUUAGACAGCGGUGAAAUUUCUUUCAGUAAAAAUGAGAAGCAUCUAGGCAAAGCCUUUGUCCUAUCAGACAACAUGAAGAAUAAAGCUUUCCAUCCUGCUGUUGUUUUAAAGAAUGCUGAAAUGGCUUUCAAUUUUGGUGCUACUCCUUUCAAAUUUCCACCACAAGGAGGUUUUAUUGCUUUAAGCCAAGCAUCCAAAGAUUGCAUACGAAAUCCUGAUGCUGCUCCCGUGAAAGUUGUUAAGGAUGCUCCUCAAGCCAUCAUUAUUGAGCCAUCAAAAGAAUUAGCAGAUCAGACCUUCAGCCAAUUAAACUUGUUUAUGAAGUUUCUGGACAAACCAAAAGUGCGCGCUGCUCUUGUGACUGGCGGAGUCAGUGUUAAUGAAAAUAUUGCUUCUUUGACUAAAGGAGUGGACAUUGUUGUGGGAACACCAGGACGAAUGGAGUCUCUGAUAUCUUCGGGAAAUUUAAUCUUGAAAGCUUGUCGUUUUUUUGUACUUGAUGAAGCAGAUGGUCUACUUAAGCAAGGCUAUAGUGGUCUUAUUGAUAGUCUUCACAGACAAAUCCCUAAAGUCACUGCUGAUGGCAAUAGACUUCAAAUGAUUGUCUGUUCAGCUACACUUCAUGACUUUGAUGUCAAAAAAAUGGCUGACCGUCUAAUGCAUUUUCCAACAUGGGUUGACUUGAAAGGAGAAGAUGCUGUACCGGACACUGUCCAUCAUGUUGUUGUUAAUGUUGACCCUCAGAAGGACCGCUCAUGGGAAACAUUAAGGAAGCAUAUUAUGACUGAUGAUGUUCAUGUGAGAGACAAUGUCCGUCCUGGCAACAACACAGCAGAAACCCUCUCUGAAGCAGUAAAAAUGUUAAAAGGAGAAUAUUGUAUUCGAGCCAUUAAUGAACAUAAAAUGGAUAAGGCUCUUAUAUUUUGCCGAACAAAAUUAGAUUGUGAUAAUCUUGAAAAAUAUUUCAAUCAGUUGGGUGGUGGGCCAAGGAACCCCUCAAACCCCUAUUCUUGUGUGUGUCUACAUGGAGAUAGGAAGCCUCAAGAGCGUAAGGAAAAUUUAGACCAGUUUAAACAAGGAAGAGUGAAAUUUCUCAUUUGCACUGAUGUUGCUGCUCGUGGCAUUGACAUUAGUGGAUUGCCAUUCAUGAUUAAUGUAACUCUUCCUGAUGAAAAGUCAAAUUAUGUUCACCGCAUUGGCCGUGUUGGAAGAGCUGAGCGAAUGGGCCUAGCAAUUUCUCUUGUUUCUUCUUUACCUGAAAAGGUUUGGUUCCAUGGCGAAUGGUGUCCAUCAAGAGGACGCAAUUGUUCUAAUACCCGUUUAACCUCUGAAGGAGGAUGCUGUAUUUGGUACAAUGAACCUCAGUAUUUGGCUGAUAUAGAGGAACAUCUUGGUGUAACGAUUCAGCAAGUUGGACCUGAUGUUAAGGUGCCUGUUGAUCAAUUUGACGGCAAAGUUGUGUAUGGUCAAAAGCGACUUAAUAAAGGAAGUUCUUAUGAAAAUCAUGUGUCUCAAAUGGCUCCGGCUGUUCAAGAUUUGGCUCAACUUGAAAGCAAAGCACAAUUACUUUAUCUCAAGAGGCAUUAUUCUAAGGCUUUCGCUUAAGAGAUGAGCUUGACUGGAUUGGUAUUGUACUUUUCUCGUCUUACCCUAUGUUUUCACCUCAAGAUCCACUUGAUUGCAUAUUUUAUUGGCAAUUUUGUUGGUUCUUGUCAUUUUUCUUUUGCAUUUAUAUAAAUGUUGUGGUGAAGUAUUGGUUGACUCUCGUUGUUUUUCUUUGGAUAUACCAUUCAAUGAGGUCUGUAAAUAGUUUUUUUCUUUAUUUAUUUUUACUAACUAUUCUGUAUAACCUAGUCUCUGUUAGUUUGACAAAAAAAUAUAUAUUGUUCGUAUA